GUUUUUCGUCCCUCUAAAUAUUUGAGUUUUCAUUUUUAGUCCCUCAAAAAAUUUCCUUCAACUUUUCAUCCCUUAAAAAUUUUCCGUCUCAAUUAUUAGUCCCUGACGUCAGAUUCCACUAACGGUUGCUUAUGUGGCAGCCUACGUGUAAUUAAUUUUUGUUUUUCUUUUAAAUUAUGUUGUAUUAAAUUAGCUUAGGUGGUAUUUACUUCUACAUUCAGAAUCCCUAAUUCUACGUUCAAAAUCCCUAAUCCAAAAAACAUUUCAGAAUCCCUAAUAGAAAGGUGUGGUCCCUUGUGUUCCCUUCAAUCCCUCAGCGCGCCCCUGUGGUCCCUCCAUUGACGAAGAUUGCGCAGCUUGUUGCGGUUCCAAGAACGACAAGGAAAUGGGUUUAUUUAAAGUGGUUUUCUAUACGAAAGGUUCUUUUGUAAAGGAUGAAGGGUUAACAUAUGAAGGGGGAACGUUUAUGCUGUUAGUGGUCAAGACCCAGAUUAUUGGUCAUAUUUUGAAGCAGUUGACUUGAUUAAGGAUAUGGAUUCUGCAUUUAAAGUCGAAGAUGUUAAGAUGUGGUGGAAGACAGAAAAGGAAAGUCUUGGAAAUGAUCUUAAACCAUUUGAUAAUGAUGUUGAUGCAAGUAAGUUAGCUGUGUGUGCUGAGGAGAAUAAGUGUGAUGUCGAGAUAUACGCAGAGACAAGAUUACCUGGUAGUGAGAAGACUUUCAUGGAGAGGUUAAUAGGGAAAGAAAAAGGCCAUGUUGUUGAUGAGGAAAUUGAAGAGGUUAAUAGUGAAUCAUCUGAGGACUCAUUGAAUGGCAUACACUUUGAAGACAGUGAAGAGGAGAGAAUGCAUGAUUUUGAUGAUCUCAUUGGUGAAGGUCCAAGUCAUGUGGAGAAGGGGGGAAGAGCUGGGAAUGAUGAUGCUGGUAAUGGUGUUGGUGCUGGGACAAGUAAUGUGCAUGAUCCUGUUGGUGCUGGGAUCAGUCAAGGUGUUAAGAAGGGUUUGAUUUCUGAUGAGAUGGAUAGGGAACAUGUAAUUGAUGAUGGUUACAUGACUGAUGAUAUUGACAGUGGGGCAGAUGAUGAUAGUGCUGAUGAGAGGCCACCAGUGAUCAGAUUUAAUGAAGGUGAAAAACUAAGAAAAGAGUUCCAAUUCAAGGUGGGAAUGGAGUUUGCUUCUCUAAAGCAAUUUAAGAAGGCUGUGCUUGAACACAAUGUGUUGAAUGGUAGGGAGGUGAGGUUUGCCAAAAAUGAUUUAACAAGGUGUAGGGUUGUUUGUAAGGACAAAAAACAAUGUGACUACACAGUCUUAUGCAGUAGGGUUUUGAGAACAACAACAUUUAGGAUCAAAACUCUAUAUGCAAAGCACAAAUGUGGUAGGAAGUUCUUUAACAAGAAUGCUAAUGCUGAUUGGGUCUCUAGGGUAAUUGUUGACAAAUUAAAGAACAACUCAGGUAUGAAAUUGAAUGAAGUUGUGGCUGAUGUAAGACUUAGGUAUUCUACUGAAAUUACUGGGUGUAGGGCUUUUAAGGCCAGGCAGCUAGCUAGAAAGGUUGUUGAAGGAGACUCAGCCAAGCAAUACAGUAUGCUUUGGUCUUAUGGAGCUGAAUUGAGGAGGGCAUCGGUAGGAAAUACAUUUAAGCUGAAUAUUUCUGGAACACCUCCAAGGUUUGAAAGAUGCUACAUGUGUUUUGAUGGAACUAAAAAAGCAUUGAAGGUUGGAUGCAGACCAUUCAUAGGGUUAGAUGGAUGUCACCUCAAAAACAAAUAUGGUGGGAUCUUGCUGAUUGCUGUUAGUAGGGAUGCAAAUGACCAAUACCUUCCUCUUGCCUUUGGAGUUGUGGAGACUGAAACUAGAGACUCUUGGAGUUGGUUUGUUAAGUUACUUCUUGAGGAUAUUGGCCAUGAAAACAGAUGGUGCUUUAUGUCUGACCAGCAGAAGGGACUUGUAAGUGUAUUUGAGGAAGAGUACCCUGAGUUUGAACACAGAUUUUGCUUGAGGCAUUUAUAUGCCAACUUUAAGAAGAAGUAUGGAGGUGGUACACUAUACAGAGAUCUCAUAAUGGCUGCAGCAAAGGCCACCUAUUUUGAAGCACAUGAAGAGAAAAUGAACCAGAUUAAGGAGGUUAGUUUAGAUGCUUAUGAUUGGUUAAAUGCUAUACCCAAACAUAAGUGGUGUAAGCAUGCAUUUCCAUUUCACUCUAAGUGUGAUGUUCUGAUGAACAACCUAAGUGAAUCCUUUAAUGCUACAAUUUUAAUGCAAAGAGAUAAACCUAUUAUCACCAUGUUUGAGUGGAUUAGGAACUAUCUCAUGGGGAGAUUUGCCACUCUUAGGGAGAAAGUAGAAAAUUACAAGGGAGAUAUCAUGUCAAAACCCCUUAGGAUGUUAGAUAGGGAGAUAGAAAAAAGUGCAAAUUGGUUACCAACCUAUGCUGGUAGAUUAACCUUUCAGGUCACACAUGUUAUGUUCACAGAUAGCUUUGUUGUAGAUUUAUAAAAAAAUACCUGUUCUUGUAACUUUUGGGAUUUGGUUGGUAUCCCUUGUAGACAUGCAGUUGCAGCCAUAAAUAGGAAAGUUGAUGAUCCCAUUAAGUAUGUCCACAAAUGUUAUCAUAGGGAUACAUAUUUA
Vicia villosa (hairy vetch) is the source of this 2625-nucleotide messenger RNA. RefSeq lists its product as uncharacterized. Bases 532 to 2493 code for a protein of 653 amino acids. NCBI's taxonomy places the organism in Eukaryota, Viridiplantae, Streptophyta, Magnoliopsida, Fabales, Fabaceae. The transcript is spliced from 3 exons. The record is from RefSeq and is a predicted model, not a curated record.